Messenger RNA from Drosophila willistoni, 2471 nucleotides. Its product is annotated as heat shock protein 83. Bases 174 to 2324 code for a protein of 716 amino acids. Gene Ontology annotation, cellular component: perinuclear region of cytoplasm; cytosol; protein-containing complex. NCBI's taxonomy places the organism in Eukaryota, Metazoa, Arthropoda, Insecta, Diptera, Drosophilidae. Gene Ontology annotation, molecular function: ATP binding; ATP-dependent protein folding chaperone; disordered domain specific binding. The transcript has a single exon. Gene Ontology annotation, biological process: cellular response to heat; protein stabilization; protein folding. The record is from RefSeq and is a predicted model, not a curated record.
UUUACGGCGAAUUUACGAAUGGACGCCACCACGUGUAAAUUGACGCACCGAAAAUUCUAGAAUUCUGUCGGCAAAAAAUUGUGAGAGGGUGAAGUCAACUAGCGGAAAAGAAUAUAAGCUAAUAUUUUUUGUAAUUUUUUUUGAAAAGGAAGAAAGGAAAAAAUUUGAACAAGAUGCCUGAGGAAACUGAAACCUUCGCUUUCCAGGCUGAGAUUGCUCAGCUUAUGUCGUUGAUUAUCAACACAUUCUAUUCCAACAAGGAGAUUUUUUUGCGUGAAUUGAUUUCGAAUGCGUCAGAUGCCCUCGAUAAGAUCCGGUAUGAAUCAUUGACCGAUGCCACCAAGCUUGAAUCUGGUAAGGAGCUGUUCAUUAAGCUGAUUCCCAACAAGACGGCCGGCACAUUGACCAUCAUCGAUACCGGUAUUGGUAUGACCAAAUCCGAUUUGGUUAACAAUUUGGGUACCAUUGCCAAAUCUGGUACCAAAGCCUUCAUGGAAGCGCUGCAGGCUGGCGCUGAUAUCUCUAUGAUUGGUCAAUUUGGUGUCGGUUUCUAUUCCGCAUACUUGGUGGCCGACAAGGUGACCGUAACCUCCAAAAACAACGAUGAUGAGCAAUACAUUUGGGAGUCAUCUGCCGGUGGUUCCUUCACUGUGAAGGCCGAUAAUUCGGAGCCUCUGGGACGUGGUACGAAGAUUGUGUUGCACAUUAAGGAGGAUCAGACCGAUUAUCUGGAGGAGAGCAAGAUCAAGGAGAUUGUUAACAAACAUUCCCAGUUCAUUGGCUAUCCCAUCAAAUUGCUGGUUGAGAAGGAGCGUGAGAAGGAAGUCAGCGAUGAUGAGGCUGAAGAUGAGCCCAAAGAAGGUGAGGAUAAGGAGAAGAAGGACGAUGAGCCCAAGAUUGAAGAUGUCGGUGAAGAUGAGGAUGCCGAUAAGAAGGAGGGUGAUGGCAAGAAGAAGAAGACCAUCAAGGAGAAGUACACCGAAGAUGAGGAACUGAACAAGACCAAGCCCAUCUGGACACGCAAUCCCGAUGAUAUUAGCCAAGAGGAAUACGGAGAGUUCUACAAAUCUCUGACCAACGAUUGGGAGGAUCAUCUAGCUGUUAAGCACUUCUCCGUUGAGGGUCAAUUGGAGUUCCGUGCCUUGCUCUUCAUUCCCCGUCGCACGCCCUUCGAUCUCUUCGAGAACCAGAAGAAGCGCAACAACAUCAAGUUGUAUGUGCGUCGUGUCUUCAUUAUGGACAACUGUGAGGAUUUGAUUCCCGAGUACUUGACCUUCAUCAAGGGUGUGGUCGAUUCCGAGGAUUUGCCAUUGAACAUUUCUCGUGAGAUGUUGCAGCAGAACAAGGUGCUGAAGGUCAUCCGCAAGAAUCUGGUGAAGAAGACCAUGGAACUGAUUGAGGAGCUCUCUGAGGAUAAGGAGAACUACAAGAAGUUCUACGAUCAAUUCAGCAAGAACUUGAAACUGGGUGUCCAUGAGGAUAGCAACAACCGUGCCAAAUUGGCCGAUUUCUUGCGUUUCCAUACAUCGGCUUCCGGUGAUGAUUUCUGCUCCCUUGCCGAUUACGUUUCCCGCAUGAAGGAGACCCAGAAGCACAUCUACUUCAUCACUGGUGAAUCCAAGGAUCAGGUCAGCAACUCGGCCUUCGUUGAGCGUGUCAAGGCUCGCGGUUUCGAGGUUGUUUACAUGACCGAACCCAUCGAUGAGUAUGUCAUCCAGCAUCUGAAGGAAUACAAGGGCAAGCAGUUGGUCUCUGUCACCAAGGAGGGUCUGGAGUUGCCAGAAGAUGAGGAGGAGAAGAAGAAGCGUGAAGAGGAUAAGGCCAAAUUCGAGAGUCUGUGCAAACUGAUGAAAUCCAUUCUGGACAACAAGGUCGAGAAAGUUGUGGUGUCCAAUCGUCUGGUCGAUUCACCCUGCUGCAUUGUCACUUCUCAAUUCGGUUGGUCCGCCAACAUGGAGCGCAUCAUGAAGGCUCAGGCUCUGCGUGAUACCUCCACCAUGGGCUACAUGGCCGGCAAGAAGCAUUUGGAAAUCAAUCCCGAUCAUCCAAUUGUAGAGACUCUGCGCCAGAAGGCCGAUGCCGAUAAGAACGACAAGGCUGUCAAGGAUUUGGUCAUCUUGCUGUUCGAGACCUCUCUGCUGUCUUCUGGCUUCUCACUGGAUAGCCCCACUGUCCAUGCCAGCCGCAUUUACCGCAUGAUCAAACUUGGCUUGGGCAUUGAUGAUGAUGAGCCCAUGACCACCGAAGAUGCCCAGAGUUCCGGCGAUGCUCCACAACUGGUUGAGGACACCGAAGAUGCUUCUCACAUGGAGGAAGUCGAUUAAGCUCAACAGAUUUAGCAGAUACAACAUUAAAAUUACACCCACACACACACAGACACAGUUAGAUAUAUAUAUUGUGUAUAUAUAUUUUAUACGCUUAGGUACUCAGUUGUAGUCUCUUAACAAAACACACAUUUUUUGCAAAAUUCA